GCUGGUGUGCAUGCUGUGCUCCGAAAUCGAAGCAAGAGAUGCGGACCGGGACCUGCCCGCAAUCCGUCGGUCUCGAUGCAGGUUGCGACCCUGGAAGUCACUCGACAGACGAGUUUGGGAGCAGCACCGUCUUUAGUGCUGCGGUUGUGGGAGGAGGUUGGUCUCCCGCAGGGCAAUGUGGAAAAGGAGCGUGCUUGGCUGGAAGCCUUCGACGCGAACGCAGUUGUUGAGGGGACCUGGUCCCGGUUGACUCGCGUUGCAUUAAUUUCGCAAGCUGUCGAAGAGUGCGGGCUCCGCACCUGCACCUGCGCCAUGGCAAGCCUUGGCCUCGAUCUGGAAGCCUUCGCAUUUUCGGCGGCAGGGACAGGUGGAGAUCAGUGCCCGCCGCGGCAGGUGCCGCAGCAGACAGUGAGUAUGAGCCGGACCUCGCCACAGCACACGCUGAUGCCAGAGGGCACGAUGCAUGCGACGGAUAUGGAGCUCCGGGCACCUCAACUUGAUCUCUCGGCAGACUGCAAGAUGAACAACCGUCGCGUCAACGAAAACGAAAACCCGGGGUCCGGCGGGGGGAGGCGCACAGUUCAAGAGUUCCAUGAUUUCCUUUGCUCACUGACAGGAUCUGAUAGCUGUGAAUUUACAAGCCUUUGUGCGGCAAUCUUGAGUGUGCAGACCCGCGAUCGUGCGGCCAUCGAUGCGACAAAGCGGCUCCUUCUGUGCUUUGCGUGCUUUAGCCCAGCAGCUCUUGCCCUGGCUCCCUUGGAGACGCUCUGUGAAUGUUUGGUCGGAGUCAACUUCUACAGAGGCAAGGCGCAGAGACUACGCGAGACGGCGGCAACUCUGCUUUCUCACCAUGCAGGGAGAGUGCCAGCCAGCUUUGAUGCCCUCAUCGCAUUGCCUGGUGUUGGUCCAAAGAUAGCCAAUUUGGUUCUGUCCGUGAGCUUUCAGCAAGCUGGAUGUGGAAUGGUCGUAGACACUCAUGUUCAGCGUGUUGCUCGGCGGCUUGGAUGGUCAAGGUUCACCGAACCGGAGCAGACACGACACUGCCUGGAAGGCUUUGUUCCCGAGGAGAUACGCGAGAUUGCUUGCCCUUUGGCCAGGGAGGACUUGUGUCCAUCAGCACAAGUACCCGUGGAGCGAGUGCUGGCUGCAGACGAUUCAGAGAGGGCAGACCUCUACUACUCAGACGUCAGCGCAUCAAAUUCUGCUGGUGUUCGCGCCUACGUAGAGAACAAGGCUUCUUGCGGAAGGAUCGUCAUUGACCGCCUGAGUGAUGGCACAAGGUCUUGUGGAUUCACCUGGCAUUUGGAAGAUGACGGUGCUGUGGGAAUCCGUGGCACCACGUAUGUGGAGCUGAAUGAAGAUGGGUUGGUCAGCUACCUGCGCGAGAUCUGCGAGCCCUUGUUCAAGCCGGGUGAUGCGACAGUGGAACUACUGAAGGCCAUCGGUGGUGACAAUACAGCCAAAUUUGAUGCCGUUGAGCGACGCUCCCCUUCGGGAGCGAGUGACAUCUGCCGGUAUCUGUGGAGCGAACUGCAGGGCAAUGCAGCACCAUCAGAGUCGUUAACUUUCUUUGCGGAAGAGGUGUUGUACGAGGACUUCAACUACGAGAUGCCAAUGCGUGGGAAAGCCGCAGUGGGCGAGUUCUUGGAGAAGUUUGCUGAGAUCAAGGCACUCAAAUUCGUUGCUGAGCGGUUUUCGGACGGAAAUCGAGCAUGCUGCUUCACCUGGAACGUUGAGAUCUCUGGGGCCUCCUCAGAUGCCCCCAGGACUCGAGGCAUCUCCUUUUACGAGUUGAACAAUGAAGGUGAGAUUGCGUAUGUUCGAGACAUCCCCGAGAGCUUAGCAAAGCCGCCGCCGCUGCAGGCCAUUGCAGCAGCUAUCCGACCCAAGCUACGGGUUUUCCAGCCGAGAAGCACAGUUGUAUCUGGAGAGGCAGCAACAUCACGCUGCAACUGUGCAGACGCUGGUGGUGUGGUGUGGCCAACAGGUGAGUGUGUGGACGGAGAGACUGUGCUGGCGCAGCUUGUCACCGGGUCAGAUGCGAGACGUCGACCUAUCUCUGAAGAGGUCGGACCCGCCAACGGAGCUGUGGUGGUUUUCCUGAGGCACCUGGCCU
Molecule: messenger RNA, 2116 nt
Organism: Symbiodinium necroappetens
Lineage: Eukaryota; Dinophyceae; Suessiales; Symbiodiniaceae
Source: the annotation of a GenBank genome assembly